AGUCCACUCACACCCAUUCAGGAACCUAGCCUUUUCCUUUGUAAAUCUGCAAUUGAAUUAGCUUCACCACUCCAUUCAUCAUCUAGGGAACAAUUACAAGAACAGAAGGCAGGCAAUACCAUGGGUGACAUGCUAGCAAACAUUGCAGUGAAUGCAGCGAGCAAUUAUAACAACCUGGAUAAAAAAAUGCAAAAACUUAAGAGGAAGCUUGAACACCUCAACAGUCAAGAAGCUGAUACGGUUGACAGGCUAAGAGUGGAAGAACGUGAUCCCCAAAAAAAGAGAAAAGGUGUGGUCCAAUAUUGGUUGAACGAAGUGGCAUCAAAGAAAAACGAAUUCGAAAGCUUGGAAACAGAAGUGAACCAAAAUUGUCGUAGUAUUUGGCGUGUGAACUUGGCGAAACGUGCUGAUGAAAUGAUUAAGGAAGUGACAGAACUUAUUGAUCAAGGCACAUUUUCUGAGGGAGUUGUACUAGAUAUUAGCGAGACAAUAGAGGAGAAAUUUGUAAAUGCUGAAUGGAAAGGCCAUACUUUUAAAGAAAAUUUCCAGACAAUUUGGACGUGUUUAUUGGAUAAUGAGGUCUUCCGUAUUGGCGUCUAUGGUAUGGGAGGAGUUGGUAAAACAACUCUGGCACAAUGUAUCUAUAAUAAGCUCAAGAAUGAAACUUUGUUUUGUGGUAAUAUAUUUUGGAUCGUAGUCUCACAAGAUUUAAACAUUCACAAGUUGCAGAAUGACAUUGGAAAAGCCCUGAAUCUAGAUCUUUCCCAUGAAGAUGACGAGCACAAGAGGGCAGCCAAAUUGGGUUGGGCACUGAAGAGAAAGAAGAGAUUUGUACUCAUGUUGGACGAUGUCUGGACUCCUUUUUCGUUACAGAAGAUUGGAAUUUCUCCCCCUCUAUAUGGAUCUAAAAUGAUAGUAAUUAGUCGAUCACUAGAGGUGUGUCGCAAAAUGGAAUGCCAAAGGUAUCUAAAAGUGGAAGUUCUUUCGGAUGAAGAAGCUUGGAAUCUAUUUAUGAACAAACUUAGUUGUGGGAAACGACUUCCACCCAAAGUGGAAGAGAUAGCAAGAGAAGUGGUAAAGAAGUGUGCUGGUUUGCCUCUUGCAAUUAUCACCAUGGCUGGAAGCUUGAGGGGAGUGGUUGACAUUCAUGACUGGAGGGAUGCCCUAGAAGAGUCGUGUGUGGGAUGAGAUGUCAUGGAAGAUGAUAUGCAUCCAUGCCAUUUCGCUAAUUGAGGAUCCUACUUUCGGUGAAAAAAUUGAAAAUUAGCUCCUAUGAUGUUUUCAUCCAAAAAAUCUCAUCGUACGUUGGUGUAUAGUCUAGUGCUUCACUAUCUAAUGCAGGGAUUGCGAAGCUUGUGAGAACCUUUCUUCGAGGUGUGGAAUGAUUUUCAUUGUCCAAUUUUCCCAUUCCGGCUACAAUUGCCUCUAAAAUCACUAGCUUAUGCCUGAACUUCCUAUGGGGAGCCAAAAAGACAUUGGUUUCUUGAAGCAAAAUUUGCCUACUAAAGUAUGAAGGAGGACUUGGUUUUAGAGAUAUUAAAAGAUGAAUUGUGUGCUACUUUCAAAAACUCCAUGGAACAUCCAUAGCAAAAAGAUCCCCUUUGGAUAAAAUGGGUCAAUCAAGUAUAUCUUCGUGGAUGAACAUUUGGGAGUACAUGCCAAAAAAAAAAAAAAAAUGAUUCUCCUUUAGUAAAAAAAGUGCUGGAAAUCAGGGACCAAUCAUGGGGCCUGAAUGCACAUUUCAGGCUAGUGUAGACUGGUUGUGGGACUGGAUGGAGGCAAAAAGUUUCAGUAUUAUGGCUGCCUAUGAUUUUUUAAGGCCAAGGGAUGCAAGGGCAGUAUGGGCAGAUACGGUUUGGAAUACAUCCAUCAUACCCAAGCAUGCUUUCAUUCUUUGAUUAGGUGUUAAGUCCAAAUUACUAACUAAAGAUAAAAUUCAGCACUUGAAAUUAGACCUAAUAUGUUCAUUUUGUGGAGAAAUGGAGGAAACAACAUAGCACAAAACUUAUUUUUCUCUAGUUCAUUCAGUAGUUCUAUUUGGGGACAAAUUCGUAGAUGGUUGGCCUUUAGACGCACUAUGUCUACUUGCCAAGUGCAUUGAAAUGGAUUAAAAAGAAAGCCCAGGGAACAACUUGGGAAAGGAAAGCAAAGUUAAAUGAAAUGCACUUGCUACUUCCAUCGACUAUAUAUGGAUUGCGAGGAAUAGGUAGAUUUUUGAAUAUCUUAGGCCACAAGUGGAUUACAUUGCAAGACGGAUUAAAACGCAUUUAUACAAAGCUGUGUUUACUUUGUAUCCACAUGUUUUAAUUCAUUUUGAGUCCUUAGCUUGGUGUCCUUAGCUUUUAUCGUCUGUACAUCUUUUCAUUGUGUUAACUCGAGUAUGUCCGGAGUAAUUGUAAUCGUCACUUGAUCUAUGUUUACCCAGGAAUGUCUGGUGUACUUGUAUAUGAGUUUUGAUCAAUAUAAUUUAUAUUUAUC
This is a messenger RNA of Olea europaea var. sylvestris, 2478 nucleotides long. Its product is annotated as putative disease resistance protein At5g05400. The transcript is spliced from 2 exons. The record is from RefSeq and is a predicted model, not a curated record. NCBI's taxonomy places the organism in Eukaryota, Viridiplantae, Streptophyta, Magnoliopsida, Lamiales, Oleaceae. Gene Ontology annotation, molecular function: ADP binding. Bases 121 to 1188 code for a protein of 355 amino acids.